CAUACAGGCCCUCGCACGCUGCUUGACAUCAUAGUUUUGCCCCGCCAUUCCCUGAACCGACCCGAUGGACCAGAUCCCGGGUGUACUAUACGCCGAUGAGGACUUCACCACAUGGCUGAUCCUCGGUGCCAGCAGAGGCAUUGGCUUGGAGUUUGUCAAGCAGCUGCUCGCCAGGAACGAGCGCAUCAUAGCCACGGUGCGCGAGCCCUGGGCUGCCCAUGCCAGUGCGCUCUGGGGCCAAGCUGGCAGUGACCAUGGCCGCUGCCAAAUGUACACGUGCGACAUCUUAUCCGAGCAGAGCAUCCAAAAAUUUGUCGCCCAACUGGCCGGAAUACCAAACCUCAAGAUCGAUUAUGUAGUAAUCAAUGCAGGAGUCCUAAGGUACCCCAACAGGGCCACUGAGCUCGUGCAUUUGCGGCAAUCCCUAAUGCAUACAUACAUACAUACAUACAUACACACAGGUGCCAUUGAUUCAUGGACAACACAUACUGAUACCAGGCCCCAUAGAUCGUUUGACGAGUUCGCCUUCCACCUGCACACCAACACGAUUGGCCCCAUCAUCACGGCGCAGAAGCUGCUACAAACAAACAUCCCCAUCGGCACCAUAGUCUUCAUGUCCAGCGACUCGGGCUCGCACGGCAACUUUCGCGAAAUGGAAGAUGGCUUCGCCGCAUACGCUGCCUCCAAGUCGGCCCUCAACAUGGCGGUCAGACACAUGGCUGCCGAGCUCAAGCGAAAAGACGACGAUACUAUUAUCCUGUGCAUGCACCCAGGCGAGGUCGCUACUGAUAUGGCCAACAUCCAGCUCCCCUGGGAAGUCCAGGGCAUCAUUUCCCCCGAGGAAUCCGUCGUCAGGAUGAUUGAGGUUAUCAAGAGUAAAGGUAUACAGCAUAGUGGUACAUUCUGGACUUAUGAGGAUAAGCCGUAUAUCUGGUAGUUGAAGAUACACGUCUUCUCUCUCUAUUCUUUUUUUUUUGGAAUUUCUUGUUAUACACAUGUAGUCAAGCCCUUUUGGGCCCCAAUCAUACGCCAGGCUUUGAUUUUUCUUGUUAACACUCACCCCUCAUACCCAAUUACUAGAUUGCCAUAUCACACAAAAGAGAAGAAGAAAAAAAAAGACUCGUUCCAAUUCCUUUUCCAAUUGCUCUUGAAUCUGAGCAGCCCUGAAACACACACAUCUGAUCCUGU
Exserohilum turcica Et28A is the source of this 1188-nucleotide messenger RNA. RefSeq lists its product as uncharacterized. The transcript is spliced from 5 exons. Gene Ontology annotation, molecular function: oxidoreductase activity, acting on the CH-OH group of donors, NAD or NADP as acceptor. The record is from RefSeq and is a predicted model, not a curated record. NCBI's taxonomy places the organism in Eukaryota, Fungi, Ascomycota, Dothideomycetes, Pleosporales, Pleosporaceae. The coding region runs from base 65 to 937 and encodes 290 amino acids.